UCCAGUAAAGAGAGAGACAGUGUUGAGAGAGGUACUACUACUACUACUACUACUACUACUACUACUACUACUACUACUACUACUACUACUACUACUACUACUACUACUACUACUACUACUAUUCUUAUCACCACUACUUAUCACCACUACUUAUCACCACCACCAGUCAUCAGUCAUCAGUCACCAUGCCAAAGUCUUGCCCAGCGUGUCACAAACCCUUCAGCGACACCCUACACCUGCCCCUGUCCGCGCCUUGCAAGCACAUCCACUGCCUCGCCUGUCUACGUGAGCACACCCUUGCCACCCACCCAGGCCUCCAGGCACGCAGCAGCGGCCAGGUACCAACAGGACAGGAGAUUGAGUGCCUUCAGUGUCAUAAGACUGUGAAUACGGAUGAUCUUGUGAUUGAUAGAGCUACCUUGGCAUCGGUCCCUCUCUCUCUCGAAGACCUCAUCAUCGCAGACAACCCAGCGAAACCCAGCUCACCCACGCCGCCCCCAGCAGACCUACAGCACCCCCAGCAACCCCACUGUGACCCUGAGACCCCGGACCUUACCCCAGGGGACGCCUACGCACAGGGGACGCCAGGAACCCAGGGGAACAUAACCACAUCGCGGAUUCACGAUACCCAGGGUGCUCUCGGCUGGAGUUUACCCACAUCCCCGCCCCCUGUGCACGUACCCAUGGACCCGAACCACCCCCACGGCAACCCUGGGGCCGUGGGAUGGGCUGCACCGCCAGGAUCCGCCGCUAUGCAACUCCCAAAUCCGACUGGACCGUAUAGUCAAAUGCCGCAACCGUAUGGGGUAAAUCCGGGUGCAAGUCCCUACCCCCAUGGACACCCCCACGGGCACCCCCACGGGCACCCCCACGGACAACCUCAAGGACACGGACACGGCCAUGGAGACGCAAUAGCAGCAGGGGUAGCAGGCGUAGCAGUAGGAGCAGUGACAGGAGCAGGGGUGACAGCCUUGGCAACUCAUAAGAAGGGAAAGAAGAGUAAGAACAAGGAUAAGAAGAAGGAUAAGAAAGAGAAGAAGGGAAAGAAAGGGAAGGAGAGGAGGCACAGGUCUUCCUCCGGGUCCUCCUCCGGGUCUUCCUCCUCCUCCUCCUCCCGUUCCUCCAAGUCUUCCAACUCUUCUUAACUUGGAGGAAAAAAUUGUGAUGUUGAUGAAUGGAAGAGGAGGAAGAGAAGAAUAAAACCCUCCUCCUCCUCCUCCUCCUCCUCCUCCAUUGUAUAACACGUGUUUUGUUCUCGUCUUUGUUUGGGAAAUAAAAAUUGGUUUGAUUAAAAAUAAAUGUCUUGGGAAUUAUAUGAAAAAAAUAUUAUUAUCAUUAUUAUUAUUAUUAUUAUUAUUAUUUUUCCUUUGGUAGUAGUAGAAUCAGAAUCAGAAUCAUUUUAUUCCUUAAAAAUGGCUUUUCUAUACAUUACAAGCAUUACUGAAUAACAUACAAUUUAAAGUAAGACUUAAGCUAAAAGUCUUCUAAGCUAUAUAAAUCAAUAUCAGAAUAGUGAGAGCGUGGUCUCGAUAGAAUUCUACUUGACAUUUAUAUCGUUAUCAAGCAAGUAGUGUUUUAGUCUUUUUAUGAACACUUGUAUGGUAUUUGAUAGUGUUACAUGGUGUGGGAGAGCGUUCCAUAGCCUGGGGCCUUGUACAAGGAGCGAACGUGUCCCGCAGUGUGUGUUGGUGUGGGGGACAUGAAGGUUGUCCCGCUGUCUUGUUGUGUACCUGCUCCGUGUCACCUCAGUUGUGGUAGGCAGCUACAGGAACCACUCUGGAUACAGUUUACAUUUUAUCUUAUAUACAGUUACAGCAACAUCAAAAAUUAUCUUCUUGUUCAUUUUAAGCCAGUGCAAUUGUGUUAUGAAGGGGGUGGCGUGGUCCCCCCUCCUCGCUCCCCCAAUACAUAUCUUUGCUGCAAAGUUCUGUAGUUUUUGUACUCGCUUAAUUAGUGUGCUAUUUGUAGUGCCGUAAACUGGUAGGCAAUAAUUAAUGAUACUUAGAGCAAGUGAUUCAAUAGCUAUUUUACGUGUUACAUUGUCAAAUUUAUCUUUAAUUCCCUUUAUGAACAUUAGAGUACCAAUGACUUUCUUGUGGGUUUCGUUAAUAUGUAUGUUAAACGUCAAGUGGGAGUCCAUGUAAACGCCAAGGUUUUUGAUGUGUUUGCUGGGAGUGAUGGGAGUGUUGUCAAAAAGAGUGGUGUUUUGGGGAAGCUGUUUGAUAACUGACCUGGUCCCAAUAAACAUACACUGGGUUAUGUUAGUGUUCAGGAA
Eriocheir sinensis (Chinese mitten crab) is the source of this 2275-nucleotide messenger RNA. RefSeq names its product histidine-rich glycoprotein-like. NCBI's taxonomy places the organism in Eukaryota, Metazoa, Arthropoda, Malacostraca, Decapoda, Varunidae. The transcript has 3 exons. The coding region runs from base 186 to 1145 and encodes 319 amino acids. The record is from RefSeq and is a predicted model, not a curated record.